Molecule: messenger RNA, 2109 nt
Organism: Cynocephalus volans (Philippine flying lemur)
Lineage: Eukaryota; Metazoa; Chordata; Mammalia; Dermoptera; Cynocephalidae
Product: zinc finger protein 883-like
Exons: 5
Biological process (GO): regulation of transcription by RNA polymerase II
Molecular function (GO): DNA-binding transcription factor activity, RNA polymerase II-specific; RNA polymerase II cis-regulatory region sequence-specific DNA binding
Source: RefSeq, a predicted model, not a curated record
AUGCUGUUACAGGGGUUAGUGUCUUUUGAUGAUGUUGCUGUGGACUUCACAUGGGAGGAGUGGCAGGACCUUGAUGAUGGCCAGAGGACUUUGUACAGGAAUGUGAUGCUGGAGACUUACAGCAAUCUGGUGUCAUUGGGGUACUGCAUUACCAAACCUGCAGUGAUCUUCAAGUUGGAGCAAGAAGCAGAACAAUGGAUAAUAGACUCCCAAAAUCAGAGUCUACAAGAUGUUCAGAUAGUCGAAGCUCUAAUUACAAAUAGCCAAGAACAUUAUGAUACACAUUUGCAGGAUGGUGGAAUUACCAACAGCAAUACAUCAACUGAGGAGAGAGUUGAAAUAGAACACGCAUUUCAUUUGAGCUCAAACCGUAUUUCAAAUUCAAUUUUAAAUAGUGAAAAGUAUUUAGGAGUGAGGUGCAAAGAGUUCAGUGUAUGUCGGAAUGCACUUCCUCCUAGAGAGGCUGAUUGGAUGCAUGCUGGAGAGAAAUCUGAUGAGGGUAAUAUAACUGGGAAAUUGUGGAGACAUUGUGAGCAUCUUAAUCAGUAUUCCAAGAUUCAUACUCAGCAGCUGGCUUUUGAAUAUAGUGGACAAUGGAAAUCCUUCAACACAGAGCCAAUAUUAUUGGAACAGAAGAAAGUAUAUAUGGGAGAGACAUCCUGUAAAUUGGAUUAUGGGAAAGUCUUUUAUAAGUCAGCUGUUCUUGCCAAAGAGACAAUUCCAGUAUCAGAGAAAGCUUUUCAAUUUGACAUAUUUUGGAGAAAGUUCUGUGAAAAUUAUGAACUCACUGAACAGCAGAAAGUACACACAGAAGAGAAACCCUAUAAAUAUAGUGAAUGUGAUAAAUCAUUCAUGAAGAAAUUACCCCUUACAAUCCAUAAGAGAACACAUACAGGGGAGAAGCUAUAUGUGUCUAAUGAAUGUGGGAAAACUUUUCACAAGUCCUCAAACCUCAGCAAGCAUCAGAGAAUUCACAUAUGUGAGAGACCAUAUGAACAUAGCGAAUGUCAAAAUACCUUUCCUGAGAAGUCAAACCUCAACAAGCAUAAGAGAAUUCACACAGGGGAGAAACCAUAUGAAUGUAAAAAAUGUAAGAAAGCUUUCAACCAUAACUCAAACCUCAGGGUACAUCACAGAUCUCACACAGGUGAGAAACCAUAUGAAUGUAAAGAAUGUAGAAAAACUUUCUACCGUAAGUCACACCUCAAUGAACAUCAGAGAACUCACACAGGUGAGAAACCAUAUGAAUGUAAAGAAUGUGGAAAAACUUUCUACUGUAAAUCAAACCUCAGUGUACAUAAGAGAAUUCACACAGAUGAGAAACCAUAUGAAUGUAAGCAAUGUAAGAAAGCUUUCAACCGUAAGUCACACCUCAGUGUACAUCAGAGAACUCACACAGGUGAGAAACCAUAUGAAUGUAAUGAAUGUGGAAAAACUUUCUACUGUAAAUCAAACCUCAGUGUACAUAAGAGAAUUCACACAGGUGAGAAACCAUAUGAAUGUAAGAAAUGUAAGAAAGCUUUCAACUGUAAGUCACACCUCAAUGUACAUCAGAGAACUCACACAGGGGAGAAACCAUAUGAAUGUAAAGAAUGUAGAAAAACUUUCUACUGUAAAUCACACCUCAAUGAACAUCAGAGAACUCACACAGGUGAGAAACCAUAUGAAUGUAAAGAAUGUGGAAAAACUUUCUACUGUAAAUCAAACCUCAGUGUACAUCAGAGACUUCACACAGGUGAGAAACCAUAUGAAUGUAGUGAAUGUGGAAAAACCUUUCACAGGAAGUCACACCUCAGCAGGCAUCAGAGAAUUCACACAGGUGGGAAACCAUAUGAAUGUAGUUAAUGUGGAAAAACCUUUCACAGGAAGUCACUCCUCAGUGGGCAUCAGAGAAUUCACACAGGCAUCAGAAUUCACAGAAGUGAGAAACCGUAUGAAUGUAGUGAAUGUGGAAAAACCUUUCAUGAGAAGUCAAAUCUCACCAAGCAUCAGAGAACUCACACAGAUGAGAAACCAUAUGUGUGUGUUCAAUGUGGGAAAACCUUUCACAGGAAGUCAAACCUCACCAGACAUCAGAGAAUUCACACAGGUAAGAAACCAUAUGAAUGA